This is a messenger RNA of Notolabrus celidotus (New Zealand spotty), 3439 nucleotides long. It is a transcript of the gene dbf4b, whose product is annotated as DBF4 zinc finger B. Gene Ontology annotation, biological process: positive regulation of nuclear cell cycle DNA replication; regulation of cell cycle phase transition. The coding region runs from base 185 to 2110 and encodes 641 amino acids. Lineage: Eukaryota; Metazoa; Chordata; Actinopteri; Labriformes; Labridae. Gene Ontology annotation, cellular component: nucleus; Dbf4-dependent protein kinase complex. Gene Ontology annotation, molecular function: zinc ion binding; protein serine/threonine kinase activator activity; nucleic acid binding. The transcript has 12 exons. The record is from RefSeq and is a predicted model, not a curated record.
UGCCGGAUGUGACGUAUCCUUCACGCUCAUGUCUCCGCCAGUGUUUUUAAAAAAGCGGCGGUUGCUCGCUCGAGCACCAUUUGGUGUACUUUAGAUCUUAUUUAUCGCUGUUUCCUGGCACAGUUACAAAUCGGACCCUGGUGUGUUUCUGCAAAGUCGUAAGCUCCCUUCCUGGACCAGGACCAUGCAGAAUCAGCAGCAUGCAGAGGAGCAGGGCCUCCUGGGCUCGCUGUGUCCUGGGCAGAAGAAGCUGGAGGGGAAGACUUUCUAUCUGGACAGUGUGAAGAAGCGUGCAACAGCCCUACUUUUGGAGGCCAUAUCUUUCCUGGGAGGGAGAGUUGAGAGUUACUUGCACAAAGACGUGAGCUUUGUUGUAACUGGAACUCAGGAAGGCGUGAGUGAGCAGAAGGGCACAGAUACCAACAGCAGAGCAAAGGAGACGAGUGAGAAAGCCAGGAUUCCUGUAAUUACUCGGGAGAGUGUCUCCAUCAAUGGCAAACCAAGACCAGGAACUCCCAGAUUAAUGGUGUGUGGCAGCCGUGGGAAGGCCCUGCUUGAAAAAGCUAUUCACAACAAUGAACGUCUGAAGGGCAGCAGUGUUUUGGCGAACGCCCGAUCCUGGGGUGUGAAGAUUCUCUUUGUGGACGAUGUGCUUUUACAUUUGAAACAGCUGACUCGAGACAGCCUCAGUGCCAUACACAAGAGGCCAGAGAGAACUCGUACGAAACAAGGUGCUUAUGUUGUCAAAGCUGCAGCUCUGAGGUCUCCAUAUCUUAAGAUUGAAGAUUCGAGCAGGAAAUACAAACCCCUGCACAUGCAGUCUGUGACCUUCCCGUCGCUGUGGUACUCUGGACGAUUUAGUCCUUUUGAAUCUCCUCCUCCUCCUCUCUUUGACAAAGAGACAGGGCAAAGAGAAACUAAAACUAGAGAGAAGAAAAAAGUGGAAAGUAGCGUUCAGGACAAAUCCCUAACCCCACUCAGCUACAACCCUUCACCCUGGCGACCACGCAAAAAGGACAUCUCCUACUGUGAAUGCUGCCAUCAACCCUUUAAUAACCUGGAGGAGCACUUACAGUCUGAUCAGCACCGUGCGUUCGUGCUGGAUCUCUCAAACUACAGCGUGCUGGACCAGCUUGUGGCCGAGAUGCUUCCAGGAUUCGACCCUAACCCACCUGAACAACAGAAGGAAACGCUGAACCAACCACCUAGUCUUUUACACACAGAGGAUGUCUGUGAACUGGAGCCUCUCACUGAUGCUGAGACUGAACAAGCUGUUCAGGCCCUGCAGUCAUUCAACGCUCACACCUUCAUCCCGUCACCAGGAGUUCAGUCUCUCUCACCUGCUAGCAUCCAGCCUGUCGAUCCUCAAACAGACUGCAGGCUUCCUCUCAGUCCAGCCAUGCCUGUGCUGGAUGCUGAACCACAAACCAACCACUUAGCCAACCAGCAGCCCGACACUCAUAAUCUCUCCCCCUGCAUUUCCACGGACCCUUACUCCCUGCCUCCAGUUCUCAGCCCACAAGUCUCACUCAUGAUGGAGCCACACAGCCCAUACUCAGAGCCUCCUGUCCUCAGUCCUCAGCAGUACACUGUGGACAAGGCUGUGGAGGGACUCACCUGUGAAAUAGACAGCUUAGAGAAUAUGUCUCAGUUUGUUCGAGCUGUCACAACUCCUGUCUCUUCCCCAUUUCUUUCCUCUGUGAACCUGACGGAUACAGACGACAUAAUAAGAUCAAACAAAGACUCGCUUUUGGGAUUGAGUGAGAUUGUGUGUUCAAGAAAGGAUUGGGAGUGUUCGCUUCCAUCACGCAGAUCUUGUUCCCUUCCUCGACAGUUAGCGACGGCACCAAACCCAAAAAAGCGCUGUAGAUCAGCCAGCCCUGAACCCAACCAAAGCAAAAGGAGGAGGAUUACAGAACGGCGAUAUAAAUCUGAAGAAACAGAAAGAGACAUUAGGGCAAACCAUGAGGGCUGUUUGUCUUUUGACAAGCUCUCCUGUCUGCUGUCACAGCAAAAACUCUCUCCAUCAUGCACUGGUGGAACACUUCCUUUAAACAGACGUUUACAUUGUUUUCUGUUCCUGCUGUACAGAAUUUCACUCUGGCACUAAAUCAAAUGGACACCUUGGUCAGAGUGCUUCUUCUGCCGCGAAUCAACCAUCAUGGCCACUCUUAAAAUCAAAGACUUUCGAUCCUCCGCUUCCCUUCCCUACUGACAAAUCUCUGUCCAGUCAAGACUCUCAACGUUCAUUAUCCCUCUCCACCUCAGUGUGCAUCGAGCCGGCCCUCAUACCGGACUUAGCCGCGCUCUGCCCGUCAUCAUCAGACUCUGACUGGGACUGCGACCUGCUGUCACGGCUGGGGCAGACCUCGGCCACUCCCCCGCCUCCCAGCGUGCAGGGCUGCGAGCUCGACAAGGAGCUCCUCCACAGGCCGUGCACCUGGAUGCAUGACACCAGCUACGAGUCCCGUCUGCACAACGUCCUGGAAGCGCCCAAAACGGCGAGCUUGCUGUGCGGAGAGGAAAUGGACCCCACUGCCUUUUCCAGGACUGUGGUGCAGAUUGUUGAGGUUCAGCACUGACGUUUACUUUUUCGGGGAUUAUCCUGAAGAUCUGGAGGAGCCAUCAUUUGAAAGCUGUGACAGGCAUUAGGUGGAACAAGUUUCAGACUUUGAAUCUACUUGAACUCAUCAAAAUAAGUCAAUGAAAUUUACACUGAAUAAAUAUUUAAAACCUAGAACAAACUGAAAUGAACUAUCAAGCUGUUCUAGAGAUACAGAUUUUUAACCGUAGUCUUAUUUUUUCUAUAAAUGUUACCAACUUGUUGCAUCCUAAAGUGAAUUUAAAGAGCCAGCCGUGGGGUUUAUUGAUGCAAUUGUCUUCUCAACCCCUAAUCCUCAUGUGAAGAUAGCCCUUAGCAGUAUACUGUGUGUGUCGUGCUGACUGCAGUUUCUGAGCGGCUAUGUCCGGGAACACAUGGUGGUAUUGAGAAUUUAAUGAGGCAUUUCUGAAGGGGGCAUUACUCAAUUACUGUGAGUGCUGCGUCUGGACCAGAUCCCACUCUCACUGGCGUUCAGGCGUUAGUGGAGUGGAGAACUCGCACAACAUGCAAGACAGAAAUCUGUCUGAUUAAUGUCAAAUGGCUUUUCCUGCCUUUUGAAGGUGGGCCAGAGGACUGUGUGUCACUGUGUGUGUGUUUAUCUUCUUUCAUCUGAUUUUGAAGUGCAAGGUCAUUUCUCAUCAUAACAGAAGCAAACAUCAAAGCUCAAUAAAUCCCACGUCGUCCUCAAAUUGCACCCCCUGCAUGUCUUAUGUGGACAUUUAAAACAAAUGAAGACCAUUACAAGGGAUAUGAUAACCUCAUGACUCUCAGGGCUCUUACAGGAAACAGUCUUUCCUUGUAGAGUGUUUUUUUUAAAUAAAUGCUUUUAACCAGAAA